GAAGUGGGAGGGAAGCACGGAUGUGCAUGAGGAGGGGGAGGGAAGAAAGGGAGGAAAAGAGGCAAAGAAGUUGUAAAAAGUGGGAAGAGUCCGAGACUUUAGUUUGGAUCUACUCUUCUGUUUUUUUCCCCUCCUCCCCUCCUCUGUCGUACUCCUAAUUUGGGAUUUGUUUAAAAUCAGGACUGCUCCUCUUGGACGACGUUUCCUUGCUGGGUGGAAGGGAACUCUUGCAUGAUACAAACGCACUUGCCCCCCUCCACCCCCCCAAAAAUGUCCGAUUCCACUGUCAACGCUCACUUGGAGGGGAUCAUAUCAGACUUUGAAGCUCUGAAACGGUCAUUUGAAGUGGAGGACACAGAUUCAUCCGCACUCCCCUCACCCCUGUCCCGUCGGACCACCAACCCACUCCGCUCAUCAGUGUCCUCCACAUCCAGCCAGAGGAGUUAUGACCUGAUCUCCCGCAACUCUGACUACUCUUCCACCAAAUCAUCACCCUCUGACUCCAAUCCACGUUCUCCGAAAACCGGCAUGAGGCGCAUUGAGUUAUCAGGGGCCCGCAAUCCCGAUGCAGUUUCUUCUCGCCGCACGGAAAUCUCCAUCGAUGUCUCCUCCAAGCAGAUUGACAACUCACCCAGUGCCGGCAUUGCCCGCUUUGGCCUUAAACGACCUGAGGUGAACCUGGGGAGUCGGAGCACACAACCCGACAGCUCCACAAAUUCCAUCUCCAGCUCCGCAAAUAGGCGAGCAGAACUUAGCAUGACACGGCCGAUUGAGCCGCCAGCACCCCCAAGAAGGAUGGACGCCCAGCUUUCCUCUACUCCAGUCUCUCGGAUCCCCGAGCCGCCUCAAAGAAGAAUGGAGCACCCUCCAUCCAACCUGGAGGUAGCCAGGAGGCCGGAGAUACCGACGUUCAGACAGCCAGAUGGUUUGGUGCCAGGCGCCGUUAUGGAGAACAGCAGCCACCCACCUCCUGCACCCAGUGCGCCUCUGCCCUCCCUGGAAGACAGCAGGGUGGAGUGGGUGCAGCCCACUGUCACAGAGACCCCCACAGCCAGACCAACAGAGAAGUCGGAGGUGAUUUCCAGCUACAGCAGCAGCUCCAUGACCGAGGCAGUGGUGCCCGAUGCCAUGGCAUCGUACGGCGAGCGAGCCGGCGUCCCUGUGGUGGACUUCACUUAUGUGGGUAUUGAUGCUAUUCUGGAGCAGAUGAGGAGGAAGGCCAUGAAACAAGGUUUCGAGCUCAACAUCAUGGUCGUAGGACAGAGUGGCUUGGGAAAGUCCACUUUGAUGAACACGCUGUUCAAGUCUAAAGUCAGUCGUAAGUCUGUGAUGGCCACAACCCAGGAGAAGAUCCCGAAGACGAUUGAAAUCAAGUCCAUCAGUCAUGACAUCGAGGAGAAGGGAGUGAGAAUGAAGUUGACCGUUAUUGACACACCUGGAUUUGGGGACCAGAUAAACAACGAGAACUGCUGGCAGCCCAUUAUGAAAUUUAUCAACGACCAGUAUGAGGCGUAUCUGCAGGAGGAGAUAAACAUUAACAGGAAGAAAAGGAUCCCGGACUCGAGAGUUCAUUGCUGCAUAUACUUCAUCCCGCCUACUGGACACUGUCUGCGGCCUCUUGAUGUCGAGUUCAUGAGACGUCUCAGUAAGGUGGUCAACAUUGUUCCAGUUAUUGCCAAAGCGGAUACACUCACCUUAGAGGAGAGGGACUUCUUCAAAAAAAAGAUCAGGGAAGAGCUCCGAGCCAAUGGCAUCGACAUCUACCCUCAGAAGGAGUUUGACGAGGAUGCCGAGGACAGAAUGAUCAACGAGAAGAUCAGAGAGAUGAUCCCCUUUGCUGUGGUGGGCAGCGAUCAGGAGUACCAGGUGAAUGGCAGGAGGCUGCUGGGGAGGAAGACCAAGUGGGGAACCAUUGAAGUUGAGAACAUAGCCCACUGUGAGUUUGCCUAUUUACGGGAUCUCCUCAUCAGAACCCAUAUGCAGAACAUUAAGGACAUCACCAGCAGCAUCCACUACGAAAUGUACCGCGUGAGGCGCCUUAAUGAGAACAACACAGCGGCCAAUCACGCCAACGGUGUGCCAGAACAUCAUCAUCUCACCGCCCAUGAGAUAUAGCCGCACCGUCCUUGAUCCUCAACUCCCCAAUUCGGUAUGAGACUUUGGCCCAGAUGCCAUGACCCCCCCAACCCCCCCACCCCCUCCCCAACGCCACUCCAUCCAGCCCCGUCUUACAGGUGGGCUAGACACUUUAAAGUCCUGACAGAGGCACUUUUCUUUGUUUCCAGUGACUUUCUCUCACUAGCGAGAGUGAAGAGUUGUCCAUUUUAACCGCUUUUUUCAUCCUAAAGUUCCUGAUGGAUUCACCUGAGGUUCCCAAACAGGUCAGCAUGGACUGAUGUUCUGUAAUAAUCUUGUACACGUUUACUUUCUCAAGGUUGCUUUUGCAGUGCUGCCCUGUGGUUUGGACUGCACUUGAUCGCUACAUCCGUGUCUGACAGACUCCGUGCGUGUGUGUGUGUGUGUGUGUGUGUGUAUGACGAAUGCCAUAUCAUCAUUCAGUGUGCAAAAAGGUUGAGGAGAAGGAAGAUGAAAAUAGCACAUAUGGUAUGUUUGGUUCCCUUUGCCACAAGCUGCAUUUGCUCACACGUUAAACAUGAAUACCUGGACCUUAAUGUAUGGGUUUUUGAAUUCUCAGUACUCUCUGCCACUGUUUUAUAGCAAUAUCUAUUUAUGCACCACAUCAAAUAUCAACAUCAUAAUUUCUACGACAAUCCCGGUUGGCUCACUCAAAUUGUGCCUUAUUUAUUGGAUUUUCGUUUGGCCAAAGCUGAACAUUUUAAUGCCAUCAUUUAAAAACGUGUUUAAAGAUCAUUGGCUCUCCAUUUUAGUCUAUUUCCCAAGCAUCUAUGUCACUUUCAUUCUUGCUUAAUUUCCUCAAACUGCCAUACUCUGUAUGUGUAUUCUGUUUUUGUAUUUGUAUUAUUGAUAAUAACAAAAAGUCCCUUUAUCUUAUUUUAAAGAAAUAAAGAUUGUUGUUGUAAACGUGUCUCCU
Messenger RNA from Doryrhamphus excisus (bluestripe pipefish), 3052 nucleotides. It is a transcript of the gene septin9a, whose product is annotated as septin 9a. The record is from RefSeq and is a predicted model, not a curated record. NCBI's taxonomy places the organism in Eukaryota, Metazoa, Chordata, Actinopteri, Syngnathiformes, Syngnathidae. Gene Ontology annotation, molecular function: GTP binding.